AUGGAAGUUUUUACAGAGGUUAUAACUUAUGAUAUUAUAGAUAAAUUUGAUCAUAUGCAAAGAGAGAGCUUUGAAGUGACUUACAAUCGAAGAAGAAUUCAAGGUAGAGGAUUGAAGGAAAUUCCUCGUCAAGAAGGUCAGGAAAAUGCUAGUAUGGUGGCCAUUGAGGUUUUGAAGAAACUUCCUGCCUUGCAGGAGAGGGAUAAGAACAGUAGACCCGGAGGCGGUGGCGGGAGCAGAUUCGGUGGUGGCGGCAGAUUCGGAGGUGGUGGUGGUAAAUUUGGAGGGAGAGGCAAAGAUGGCGGCGGUGGUAGUUUUGGCCGUAGGGGUGGAGGGUUCGGUGGCGGUCGGGGAGGAGGCGGCGGGAGAAAUUUCAGCAGAAGAAACUGA
This is a messenger RNA of Dendrobium catenatum, 390 nucleotides long. Its product is annotated as H/ACA ribonucleoprotein complex subunit 1-like. Bases 1 to 390 code for a protein of 129 amino acids. The record is from RefSeq and is a predicted model, not a curated record. NCBI's taxonomy places the organism in Eukaryota, Viridiplantae, Streptophyta, Magnoliopsida, Asparagales, Orchidaceae. The transcript is spliced from 2 exons.